Molecule: messenger RNA, 522 nt
Organism: Echinostoma caproni
Lineage: Eukaryota; Metazoa; Platyhelminthes; Trematoda; Plagiorchiida; Echinostomatidae
Source: the annotation of a GenBank genome assembly
AUGCCACUAAUUUACCAUGCUAUUGUUUUUAUUCUGUUCGGCUUCGUUAAUGGUCAACUUUCAUCGAAUUGGAAAGAGGAGAUUUUGCAGUUGCACAACGAAUAUCGUCAGCAAAUCCGUUCCUGUUCGGCAACAGGUCAGCCCCCGGCUAAAUCAAUGGCUCUAUUGCGAUGGAACGAGAACUUGGCCAUGAAAGCUCAACGAUUGGCUGAUCAGUGCCGUGUAGGCCACGAUUCAGCCGAGGAACGACAAACAGAUCCAUGGCAAUGGGUUGGACAGAAUUGGGCAGGCGUGCAGGAUGUGAAAACGUCAGUUCCCAGUUUGAAAGCUGUGAAAAUGUGGUUUGAAGAAUACGUCAAUUAUGAUUUUGGAUCGGGCCAGUGCCGUUCCGGAAUGUGCGGUCACUAUACACAACUCAUCUGGGCUAAGACCACAGAUGUCGGAUGCGGGGUAAGAGACUGCGGCUCUGGUGCCACGUUUCCGUACGGUUUGUCGAUCGUGUGCAACUAUGGUCCGGGGUAA